AUGAACAGCACCAACCAGUCGAGUGUCACUGAGUUCCUCCUCCUGGGACUCUCUAGUCAGCCCCAGCAGCAACAACAGCUCAUCUUCCUGCUCUUCCUCAUCAUGUACCUGGCCACUGUCCUGGGAAACCUGCUCAUCAUCCUGGCCAUCAGCACAGACCCCCGCCUGCACACCCCCAUGUACUUCUUCCUCAGCAACCUGUCCUUUGUGGAUGUCUGCUUCUCCUCCACCACUGUCCCCAAGGUACUGGCCAUUCACAUACUCAGAAAUCAAGCCAUUUCCUUCUCUGGGUGUCUCACACAGAUGUAUUUUCUCUGUGUGUUUGCUGGCAUGGACAAUUUCCUGCUGGCUGUGAUGGCCUAUGACCGAUUUGUGGCCAUAUGCCACCCUUUACACUACACAACAAAGAUGACCCAUCAGCUCUGUGCCCUUCUUGUUGUGGGAUCAUGGGUGGUAGCCAACCUGAAUUGUCUGUUGCACACAUUGCUCAUGGCUCGACUAUCCUUUUGUGGAAACAUCAUCCCCCACUUCUUCUGUGAUUCAACUCCUCUCCUGAAACUCUCCUGUUCAGAUACACAUCUCAAUGAGCUGAUGAUUCAUACAGAAGGAACUAUGGUCAUGGUCAGCCCAUUUGUCUGCAUCCUAAUCUCCUACAUCUGUAUCACCUAUGCAGUCCUGAGAGUCUCAACCCCUAGGGGAGGAUGGAGAGCCUUCUCCACCUGUGGCUCACACCUGGCUGUGGUCUGCCUCUUCUAUGGCACCAUAAUAUCCCUGUAUUUCAACCCCUCAUCUUCUCACUCAACUAGGAGGGACAUGGCAGCUGCCAUGAUGUACACAGUGGUAACCCCUAUGCUGAACCCUUUCAUCUACAGUCUGAGGAACAGGGACAUGAAAGGGGCUUUAAGGAAAGUGCUUACCAUGAGAUUUCCAUCUAAGCAGUAA
This is a messenger RNA of Mus pahari (shrew mouse), 942 nucleotides long. RefSeq names its product olfactory receptor 1361. The transcript has a single exon. Gene Ontology annotation, cellular component: membrane. The coding region runs from base 1 to 942 and encodes 313 amino acids. Gene Ontology annotation, biological process: G protein-coupled receptor signaling pathway. The record is from RefSeq and is a predicted model, not a curated record. NCBI's taxonomy places the organism in Eukaryota, Metazoa, Chordata, Mammalia, Rodentia, Muridae. Gene Ontology annotation, molecular function: G protein-coupled receptor activity; olfactory receptor activity.